Molecule: messenger RNA, 1067 nt
Organism: Gossypium arboreum
Lineage: Eukaryota; Viridiplantae; Streptophyta; Magnoliopsida; Malvales; Malvaceae
Product: 23.6 kDa heat shock protein, mitochondrial-like
Exons: 2
Coding region: 247-900 (217 amino acids)
Source: RefSeq, a predicted model, not a curated record
AAAGAUACCUUGGAAAACAAAAAAAAAUGUAAAAAAAAAUAAAAAAUUAAGAGAUAGUUCUCCAACAUUCGGGAAGUUUCUGCGACCGCUCAGUUUUGCCACCUUCUCUCCUUUUCCGUUAUCCACGUUUCUACAUUGCUGCCAUGUUUAGUCUCCUUUAUAACCCCCCCACCAUACCCAAAUCCACAAUUACAAAACAUUGCCAAAAUCCAAUACAAAGAAGAACCAUUCACUGUUUUAGAAGCAAUGGCAUAUUCGACUGCUUUAAGAAGAGUCCCUGUAUCGACUCUGUUUUCGAAGCUGGCCAAUCUUUCACCAGCACGUACCGUUUCAGUGGCUACUCCCACCGUGGCUCGCUCCUUCAAUACCAAUGCCCAGCUCACCAACUUCAACGACGAGGAUCGCUCCGUCAACGUUCAGCGCCAAUCUGAUCGCUCUGUCUCUCGCCGUCGUGAUUCUCCCCGUUUCUUCUCUGAUGUAUUUGAUCCAUUUUCACCAACAAGAAGCCUGAGCCAAGUCCUGAACCUAAUGGAUCAAUUCACGGACCACCCAUUGCUGUCAACUCCGAGCUUGUCGUCAAGGAAAGGGUGGGACAUGAGGGAGGACAACAAUGCUCUUUAUAUCCGGAUUGAAAUGCCGGGGCUUAGCAAGGAGGAUGUUAAGAUCUCGGUGGAACAGAACACACUCAUUAUCCGAGGAGAAGGGGGUAAAGAUUGGGAGGACGAAGAAGAAGAAGAAGAGGGGGGAAGGAUACGGUACUCGAGCAGGCUUGACCUACCCCCCACCAUGUAUAAGGUGGAUGAGAUAAAGGCUGAGAUGAAAAAUGGAGUGUUGAAAGUGGUUGUGCCUAAAGUGAAGGAGGAGGAGAGGAAGGAUGUGUAUCAAGUCACCGUUGAGUAGUGUACAAGUUUAUUGUUAGUGAAGGUAAAUGGAUGUGAAUAAGGACUAGGGUUUUUGCUGCUUUAGGGUGAUGGAGAGUUAAUGUUAGCUCAUAUUGUAAUGUAAUCUUCGAGUCUUUAAGAUGCGAGUUUAAUAAACAAACUAGGGUUAUGUUUUGUAUGAUAAAA